Molecule: messenger RNA, 951 nt
Organism: Haliotis rubra (blacklip abalone)
Lineage: Eukaryota; Metazoa; Mollusca; Gastropoda; Lepetellida; Haliotidae
Product: mucin-2-like
Exons: 2
Coding region: 1-951 (316 amino acids)
Source: RefSeq, a predicted model, not a curated record
AUGUCUCGCGUUCUACUGUAUCUUAGCCACAGACAGCCACCAAACCACAAGACAACAUCACACAAGCUCAGACAGUACCAUCUCCACCGCAGACAGCCACCUCACACCAAACCAUAUCCACCGCAGACAGCCAUCUCACACCACACCAUCUCCACCGCAGACAGCCAUCUCACACCACACCAUCACAUCCACCGCAGACAGCCACCUCACACUACACCAUCUCCACCGCAGACAGCCAUCUCCACCGCAGACAGCCAUCUCACACCACACCAUAUGCACCGCAGACAGCCACCUCACACUACACCAUCUCCACCGCAGACAGCCACCUCACACACCAUCUCCACCGCAGACAGCCAUCUCACACCUCACACCAUCUCCACCGCAGACAGCCACCUCACACCACACCAUCUCCACCGCAGACAGCCAUCUCACACCACACCAUCUCCACCGCAGACAGCCACCUCACACCCACUCACCAUCUCCACCACCGCAGACAGACAGCCACCUCACACCACACACCAUUUCCACCGCAGACAGCCAUCUCACACCACACCAUCUCCACCGCAGACAGCCACCUCACACCACACCAUCUCCACCGCAGACAGCCACCUCACACCACCCCAUCUCCACCGCAGACAGCCACCUCACACCACCCCAUCUCCACCGCAGACAGCCACCUCACACCACACCAUCUCCACCGCAGACAGCCAUCUCACACCACACCAUCUCCACGCACCCGCGCCCACCGGUCCCACCCCCAUCCACCUCACCACAGACAGUCACCUCACACCACACCAUCUCCACCGCAGACAGCCAUCUCACACCCUCCACACCACCCCAUCUCCACCGCCAGACAGCACCAUCUCCACCGCAGACAGCCACCUCACACCAUCUCCACCGCAGACAGCCAUCUCACACCACAUCACAUCACAUCAACUUCACCACUAUUAG